GAUGGUGGGCGAUGUGGCUGGAAGUAAGGGGACAAGCUGGAGUGUCCCGGCUGGAGCCGAGCUGCGCGGGGAAGUGCCUGCUUGCCGCAGCUUCCCCAGGCCUGGCCUCCCCUUAAGUGUGGAGUCGGCCACAUAGUCCAAGCAGGAUUUUUGCUUAACACAGAGCAAACUGUGGCAGCAAGGAGGGUUGAGGACAGAGCUUUCCGUCUCCUAACUUCUUGUCGGGACAGUGUGAGAAAGGGGUGAGCCAGUGCCGGCACCUGUGGAGGAAGAGGGGCGAGGGAAAGAGCGAGGUUAGGGAGAAGCCCCGGAGAGGCUGGAGUUGGGGAGAAGUGUGAGGAGGAGCGGGAGAACAAUGACACACCAACUCCUGCGCCGCCUGUUUCCUGAAAUACUAGCAGGACAGUCGCCCUAAACCACCCACUAUGCCCUGCCCCACCCCACCACCUUAGCGGCUCCUCGCGCCCCUUCCUCAACGGAGCGGCCCGCACCAAAAAGUAAAUCAAUAUUAAGUUUCAAGAAGAAAAAAAUCGUAGUCUUAGUGCUGUUUACCCACUUCCUUCGAAAAGGCGUGUGGUGUGACCUGUUGCUGCGAGAGGGGAUACAAAGGUUUCUCAGUGGCUGGCUGGCAGGCAGGCUGUGGGAGCCGCCUCCCCCUCCCUCCUUCCCCCUCCUCCCCCUACCUCCCCCGCGCGGCCUGCGGCGCGGCAGGCCCCGCCCCCUUUCAUGCAAAACCCGGCGGCGAGGCUGGGCUCGAGUGGAGGAGCCGCCGCGCGCUGAUUGGUCGCUGGAAACCCAUUUAUUCCCUGACAGCCCCCAUCACAUGGAUGGUUGUCUAUUAACUUGUUCAAAAAAGUAUCAGGAGUUGUCAAGGCAGAGAAGAGAGUGUUUGCAAAAGGGGGAAAGUAGUUUGCUGCCUCUUUAAGACUAGGACUGAGAGAAAGAAGAGGAGAGAGAAAGAAAGGGAGAGAAGUUUGAGCCCCAGGCUUAAGCCUUUCCAAAAAAUAAUAAUAACAAUCAUCGGCGGCGGCAGGAUCGGCCAGAAGAGGAGGGAAGCGCUUUUUUUGAUCCUGAUUCCAGUUUGCUUCUCUCUCUCCUUUCUUCCCCCAAAUUAUUCUUCGCCUGAUUUUUCUCGUGGAGCCCUGCGCUCCCGACACCCCCGCCCGCCUCCCCUCCUCCUCUCCCCCCGCCCGCGGGCCCCCCAAAGUCCCGGCCGGGCCGAGGGUCGGCGGCCGCCGGCGGGCCGGGCCCGCGCACAGCGCCCGCAUGUACAACAUGAUGGAGACGGAGCUGAAGCCGCCGGGCCCGCAGCAAACUUCGGGGGGCGGCGGCGGCGGCGGCGGCGGCAACUCCACCGCGGCGGCGGCGGGCGGCAACCAGAAGAACAGCCCGGACCGCGUCAAGCGGCCCAUGAACGCCUUCAUGGUGUGGUCCCGCGGGCAGCGGCGCAAGAUGGCCCAGGAGAACCCCAAGAUGCACAACUCGGAGAUCAGCAAGCGCCUGGGCGCCGAGUGGAAACUUUUGUCGGAGACGGAGAAGCGGCCGUUCAUCGACGAGGCCAAGCGGCUGCGAGCGCUGCACAUGAAGGAGCACCCGGAUUAUAAAUACCGGCCCCGGCGGAAAACCAAGACGCUCAUGAAGAAGGAUAAGUACACGCUGCCCGGCGGGCUGCUGGCCCCGGGCGGCAACAGCAUGGCGAGCGGGGUCGGGGUGGGCGCCGGCCUCGGCGCGGGCGUGAACCAGCGCAUGGACAGCUACGCGCACAUGAACGGCUGGAGCAACGGCAGCUACAGCAUGAUGCAGGACCAACUGGGCUACCCGCAGCACCCGGGCCUCAACGCACACGGCGCCGCGCAGAUGCAGCCCAUGCACCGCUACGACGUAAGCGCACUGCAGUACAACUCCAUGACCAGCUCGCAGACCUACAUGAACGGCUCGCCCACCUACAGCAUGUCCUACUCGCAGCAGGGCACCCCAGGCAUGGCGCUUGGCUCCAUGGGCUCGGUGGUCAAGUCCGAGGCCAGCUCCAGCCCCCCUGUGGUUACCUCUUCCUCCCACUCCAGGGCGCCCUGCCAGGCCGGGGACCUCCGGGACAUGAUCAGCAUGUACCUCCCCGGCGCCGAGGUGCCGGAGCCCGCCGCCCCCAGCAGACUUCACAUGUCCCAGCACUACCAGAGCGGCCCGGUGCCCGGCACGGCCAUUAACGGCACACUGCCCCUCUCGCACAUGUGAGGGCCGGACAGUGAACUAGAAGGGGGGGAGAAAUUUUCAAAGAAAAACGAGAGAAAUUGGGAGGAGAGUAAGGAACAGCAUGGAGAAAAACCCGGUACGCUCAAAAAAAAAAAAAAAAAAAAAAUCAUCACCCGCAGCAAAUGACAGCUGCAAAAGAGAACACCAAUCCCAUCCACACUCACGCAAAAACCGCAAUGCCGACGAGAAAACUUUUAUGAGAGAUCCUGGACUUCUUUUUGGGGGACUAUUUUUGUACAGAGAAAACCAGGGGGGGUGGGGCGGGCGAGGGAAUGGACCUUGUAUAGAUCUGGAGGAAAGAAAACUACGCAAAACUUUUUAAAAGUUCUAGUGAUACGGUAGGAGCUUUGCAGAAAGUUUGCAAAAGUCUUUACCAAUAAUAUUUAGAGCUAGUCUCCAAGCGACGAAAAAAAUGUUUUAAUAUUUGCAAGCAACUUUUGUACAGUAUUUAUGGAGAUAAACAUGGCAAUCAAAAUGUCCAUUGUUUAUAAGCUGAGAAUUUGCCAAUAUUUUUCAAGGAGAGGCUUCUUGCUGAAUUUUGAUUCUGCAGCUGAAAUUUAGGACAGUUGCAAACGUGGAAAGAAGAAAAAUAUUCAGAUUUGGACAUUUUAAUUGUUUAAAAAUUGUACAAAAGGAAAAAUUAGAAUAAGUACUGGCAAACCAUUUCCGUGGUCUUCUUUAAAGGGGAAAAAGUUUUAGAUUGUACUAAAUUUUUUUUCAACUUACUGUUAAAAGCAAAAAUGGCCAUACAGGUUGACAUCGUUGGUAAUUUAUAAUAGCUUUUGUUUCCCAACUUUCCAUUUUGUUCAGAUAAAAAAAAAAAACAUGAAAUUACUGUGUUUGAAAUAUUUUCUUAUGGUUUGUAAUAUUUCUGUAAAUUUAUUGUGAUAUUUUAAGGUUCCCCCCCUCCUUUAUUUUCCGUAGUUGUAUUUUAAAGAUUCGGCUCUGUAUUAUUUGAAUCAGUCUGCCGAGAAUCCAUGUAUAUAUUUGAACUAAUACCAUCCUUAUAACAGGUACAUUUUCAACUUAAGUUUUUACUCCAUUAUGCACAGUUUGAGAUAAAUAAAUUUUUGAAAUAUGGACACUGAAA
Lontra canadensis (Northern American river otter) is the source of this 3340-nucleotide messenger RNA. RefSeq names its product SRY-box transcription factor 2 (gene SOX2). Gene Ontology annotation, molecular function: RNA polymerase II cis-regulatory region sequence-specific DNA binding; DNA-binding transcription factor activity, RNA polymerase II-specific. Gene Ontology annotation, biological process: cell differentiation; regulation of DNA-templated transcription; anatomical structure morphogenesis. The record is from RefSeq and is a predicted model, not a curated record. Bases 1267 to 2232 code for a protein of 321 amino acids. The transcript has a single exon. NCBI's taxonomy places the organism in Eukaryota, Metazoa, Chordata, Mammalia, Carnivora, Mustelidae.